GUAGGUCAUAUGUCAGGCCAAAUAAAAUUUGGUAUAAAUAUACUACUAUUAUUUUCCAUAUCCAUAUAUCCAAGAAAACAUGAAAGAACCGGCGAAAUUUACGAGUUGAACAAACAAAAUCAUGUUAUUCAGUCUUCACUCUUCAGCAAACUAUUACAGGAUCAAAGAUUCGGCAAAGUUCUGGGUGCAUCAUUAGCAUAAUGUUGUAUCAUUGUUAAAGAAGAAAGGCUGAAAUUAUCUUUCAUUUCAUAACUCAUUGUGUAAGCUACAUUGUAUGGCUUAUUAUUGGUUUCUUAGAUUCUAGUACUUCUUCAAUUGUUCCCAUUUUCUGUAUAUUCAAAUUGCCUGUUUUCUUUUGUACGCUGUAAGAACAUUGAACUGAUCACUGGUAAUUUUUGAAUGAUUCACAGCUGAUUUUUGUGUAAAGAUUUAGAAUACAACAGCCUAUACUGCCCUUUCUUUAGAAAUCAAGUGUAGACCAAUUUUUGCUGCCUGCUGUCUACUUUCGUAAAUCUAACUGCACUGCAUACUUUGAUUUGAGGAGAAGCAAGUAUGAAUUGUGUUCAGAACCAAAAAUCAAUUAUCGAUCAUUCCCUUUCGUUUGAAGAUGUCUCUAAGUUAUUUUCUUUACCACUCUCUGAGGCAGCUGGGAUUCUCGGUGUCUCUACUAGUGCUCUAAAGAAAUUAUGUAACGAGAAUGGUCUUGAACGGUGGCCACACCGCAAAUUCCUUGCUGGAAAGACCAUCGACGAAAUAAAAAAGGAAGCCGCUAUAGCAAAAACUAAAGCAUUGGGAGGAACCUCACCAUCAAGGAGUAAUGUAGCUACCUUAACUUCUGGCUCACGAACGAAGGAAAACAGUUUGAAGUCGACUUCUGGGGAUCAUCCAGUCGUGGCUACAGGUUUGGUAUCAAAAACCAACCCCUUCUCGGAUGAAUUCAAAUAUGGAUUCCCAUCAAGUGGUUUAUCGGAGUGCACUUACAGAUGGUGGGAAAGUAGCUUCAUUGGUGUUGAUGAAGUUUCAAAUGAUGAUUUGAAUACCAGUCCUGAAGUUCAAAACACUUCCAAGGAACAAGCGGAUGAGGGUUUUUCAUGUUCUCGCGAGAAAAAUGACAGUAUGAUUGUUGAUUCUGGGUCUGAAAAGUCUGAUGAGGUUUUACUAUCAGCUACCAGGAAACGAGCUGUGGAGGAAGGAAAGAAGGGACUAAAGCUUCGUGUUUUGAAGAAAUAUGGGGCCGAUAAACUGGGAAACGACGAGAAGAUAUUGCUACGAUUGUAUCAAACAAGCUAAAAGCAAUGGCCAUAAUACUGGAACUUGCUCAAGCUGUCUUUCAGGGAGAAUUUAGGCUUGGGCCUUGCUUAGGUCAUGACCCAGUUUAUAUGAUUGAAAGUUCUGUAUUAAUAUUGAACUGUAUAACACAUUGCACCGAAAAAUGACAACGAAGUCAGUUUAAUGCACGUACGAAGCUGAGUGUUCAGAAAAUAUUAUACUAGUGUUCUGAAUUCACUUUUGUUGUGGUAUGUUAUUGUGAGGUGUGAUAUUACCUAUUUGUUCAUCUUUUAGAAUUCAGCUUAUCUUGUAUAUGCCAUGUUGAUAAUGUUUUGAAUUAAUGUAGAUGUUGAAUGAUUUAAUGGGCCCUUAAUAUACCCAUUGCAUAGUGGACCUUUGAAUUUUGUCCCACCACAAAUUGUUGUAUGCGUUGGUCUCAUCUAGAGAUACACUUUACAUAUGGAUUAAAUAGUCCAUUUGAU
This is a messenger RNA of Amaranthus tricolor (Joseph's coat), 1751 nucleotides long. RefSeq names its product protein NLP4-like. The transcript has 2 exons. NCBI's taxonomy places the organism in Eukaryota, Viridiplantae, Streptophyta, Magnoliopsida, Caryophyllales, Amaranthaceae. The record is from RefSeq and is a predicted model, not a curated record. Gene Ontology annotation, molecular function: DNA-binding transcription factor activity. The coding region runs from base 553 to 1290 and encodes 245 amino acids.